AUGGAAGAGGAUACAGAUUUUAGAAUCAAGUUCAGUUCUUUGUGUUAUAUUAAUGAUCAUGUUGGAUUUUGUGGAACUAUAAAGAGUUCACCAAGUGAUUUUGUUGUUAUUGAGAUUGACGAGCAGGGACAGUUGGUUAAUAUGGUCAGUGAUGAACCUCUUAACAAGAUUCAUAGCAUACCAUAUCAGCCAAAUACUUUUGCCAAAAAACCAAAACUAAAUCGUCAAAAUUUAACCUUUGAAGAGCCUAACCAAGAACUUGAUACACUAACUAAAUGCUUGGGCGGUGACCCAGAUCUUCAGUCUGGCUUAAAAUCUGAAGAUACUAACAAAGAUGGAACUUUGAAAUGUGCCGAAGAAAAAGCUGAUGUAUUAGGUUCCUUAUUAGAUGAAAAAACGAAUGAAUUACUGAGUCAGUUUGCCUGUGAUACAAAAGAAAAGUGGAAUUGUACAACUGAGCUGUUUGGCCCACCUCCUGAAUUCUCAUUAGGCAGAAUCCUUGACAAAACCCAGAGGGCCAGCCUGCAUAGUGCUGUUAGGCAGAAAUUUCCUUAUUUAAUAACUGUAGGGAAAAACAGCGAAAUUAUUGUAAAACCAAACCAGGAGUAUAAAGAACUCUGUCACUUGGUAUCAGAAGAAGAAGCAUUUGACUUUUUCAAGUAUUUGGAUGCAAAGAAAGAAAAUUCCAGAUUUACUUUUAAACCUGAUACAAACAAAGAUCACAGAAAAGCUGUUCAUCAUUUUGUGAACAGAAAGUUUGGGAACCUGGUAGAAACCAAAUCUUUUUCUGAACUGAAUGGCAAUGCUGCUCAUCCAAAUGUCGUGAUAACAGUGAAGUUUCGGGAAAAGGCACACAAGCACAAGAAAAGGUCUCUUCUUGAAAGCCAGGAAAGAAAAGUUGUUUAUACAGCUUUCACCCUACAAAAGGAGAAUCUGGAAAUGUUUGAGGCCCUUGGCUUUUUGGCUGUCAAACUUGGUGUGAUUCCUUCUGACUUCAGUUAUGCAGGUCUUAAAGACAAGAAAGCUAUCACCUACCAGACAAUGGUUGUCAGAAAAGUCACCCCAGAGAGGUUGAAGAGUAUUGAUAAAGAAAUUGAAAAUAAAAGAAUGAAGAUGUUUAAUAUUAGAUCUGUAGAUGAUUCACUUAGACUUGGUCAGCUCAAAGGAAAUCACUUUGAUAUUGUCAUAAGAACUUUAAAGAGAAAAAAUAAUGAUUCUGCACAUCUGGAAGAAAGAAUUUUAGAGGCAAUAGAAAAUGUUAAGGAUAAAGGAUUUGUGAAUUACUAUGGACCUCAGAGAUUUGGGAAGGGAAGGAAGGUUCAUACAGAUCAAAUUGGAUUGGCUUUGCUGAAGAGUGAAAUGAUGAAGGCUGUAAAAUUAUUUCUUACACCAGAAGACUCGGAUGAUCCUGUAAAUAGAGCGAAGAAAUAUUUUCUUCAAACCGAGGAUGUUAAAGGCACACACUCACGGAUGCCUGAAUUCAAAGUCCGAGAAAGAGCAAUGCUGGAGUCGUUGAAUCGCUUUGGCAUGACAGAGGAAGGCUGUGUGCAAGCAUGGUUUUCUUUUCCUCAUUCUAUGCGCAUAUUCUACAUCCAUGCAUACAGCAGCAAAAUUUGGAAUGAGGCAGCAUCUUACAGACUCGCGACCUAUGGAUCAAGAGUAGUGGAAGGUGAUUUGGUUUGUUUGGAUGGAAAUGUCGAUGAUGAGCUUCUCCCAAAUAGUAAAGUUCACACAGUAACUAAAGAAGAGGAAUCCACUAAUGCAUAUGGAAUACAUCAGGUAGUUCUUCCAGUACUUGGAUACAAUAUCCAGUACCCAAAGAACAAAGUAGGGGAGUGGUACCAUGAAAUACUUAGUAGAGAUGGACUACAGACAUGCAGAUUUAAAGUACCUGCUCUGAAAUUGAAUGCUCCUGGAUGCUAUAGACAGAUAUUGAAAUAUCCUCAUAAUCUCUCAUACCAGCUCAAAGAUGAGCAAGAUACUGCUGUCAAGACUAAAGAUCCUUGCAUCAGUGAAGCACCAUUAUCUCUUUUGAUCUCUUUUGAUCUUGACUCUUCAUGUUAUGCUACAGUUUGUCUGAGGGAAAUAAUGAAGCAAGAUGUUUAA
Messenger RNA from Elephantulus edwardii (Cape elephant shrew), 2106 nucleotides. It is a transcript of the gene PUS7L, whose product is annotated as pseudouridylate synthase 7 homolog (S. cerevisiae)-like. Gene Ontology annotation, biological process: pseudouridine synthesis. NCBI's taxonomy places the organism in Eukaryota, Metazoa, Chordata, Mammalia, Macroscelidea, Macroscelididae. The record is from RefSeq and is a predicted model, not a curated record. Gene Ontology annotation, molecular function: RNA binding; pseudouridine synthase activity. The coding region runs from base 1 to 2106 and encodes 701 amino acids. Gene Ontology annotation, cellular component: nucleus. The transcript has 8 exons.